GGGAGGACCCCAAAACAAAAUAAGAUACCCUCUCAGCUGUCAAAAAUUAAUGCGCAAGACUGGAAUUCUUGAGCUGAUCUCCCAGAAACUUGAUUGGUUGUUCUAGAUUCCAUGAAUGAUAUAAAUUGAGCUCAUAGUUGGAAGAAAUCUAAAGGAUCAAGCAUCUCUGAGUUUCAGACAGAAACUUACUCUGAAUACAUUUGGAGAACCGGUGAGAAAUGGGGACCUGGAUUCUGUUUGCCUGUCUCCUGGGAGCAGCUUUCGCUAUGCCCCUACCACCUCAUCCUGGGCACCCUGGUUAUAUCAACUUCAGCUAUGAGAACUCACAUGCUCAGUCUAUCCAUACUGGCAGGACUGCAUUAGUGCUUACCCCUUUGAAGUGGUACCAGAACAUAAUAAGGCCACCGUAUCCUUCCUAUGGUUACGAACCCAUGGGUGGAUGGCUGCACCACGAAGUCAUCCCCGUGCUGUCCCAACAACACCCCCCGACUCACACCCUGCAGCCUCAUCACCACAUCCCAGUGGUGCCAGCUCAGCAGCCCGUGGUCCCCCAGCAACCAAUGAUGCCAAUUCCUGGCCAGCACUCCAUGACUCCAACCCAACACCACCAGCCAAACCUCCCAAUGCCCGCCCAGCCACCCUACCAGCCCCAGCCCGUUCAGCCGCAGCCACACCAGCCCAUGCAGCCCCACCAGCCCAUGCAGCCCCAGCCUCCUGUGCACCCCAUGCAUCCCCUGCCGCCACAGCCACCUCUGCCUCCGCUGUUCCCCAUGCAGCCCCUGCCCCCCAUGCUUCCUGAUCUGCCUCUGGAAGCGUGGCCAGCAACAGACAAGACCAAGCGGGAGGAAGUGGUGAGUAUGCCUUGA
Molecule: messenger RNA, 866 nt
Organism: Galeopterus variegatus (Sunda flying lemur)
Lineage: Eukaryota; Metazoa; Chordata; Mammalia; Dermoptera; Cynocephalidae
Gene: AMELX
Product: amelogenin, X-linked
Exons: 7
Coding region: 219-866 (215 amino acids)
Biological process (GO): multicellular organism development
Source: RefSeq, a predicted model, not a curated record